AGAAUCUCCGGAGUUCGAGUCCAGCCUGGUCUACAUAGUUCCAGGGCAAUCGGGCGACCCAGGUCUGGAGGUGGGGUGGGGGGGUCGAGUGUGGGGUGACCGCCCGGCACGAAGGACGAACCUUCCUUCCCAAGUGUGAUCCUCGAAGCUGGAGGUGAACUCCAGCCACCGGGCUCGCCGCAGUGCCUGCCCUACCUCCCCCGGGCAGAGGGCCAGGGUCCUUGGAGCCGAACAACGGGGCGAAUAUCGGACUUUGGAAAAGGCUCCGGUUACGCAAACGGCCGAGGCCGCCCACAGGGGUGAGCUGGGGGUCUGGGUGACUCGACUCCGGACGACACUAGCACCGGGGAUGCGUCCCGCCAAGGGUCUCCCCGCUGCUUCCUGCGACGGCCGGCCGAGGGUUUGCCAAGAGGUUCUACCGGAAGCUCAUGGACUGACUCUGAGAUCAGGGUCUUCCUGCUGGAGUGGGAAGUAGUCGAACAGGAAAUGGGCCACCCGGGCAGGAAGAUCCACAAGAAGACCAGGGCUCUUUGCAGGCGCCUUUAUCAGCAGGGCCUGAAGAAGAGCUGGGAAAGCUGUUUCGACCUACUGCUGAGCCUGCGAGAUCUGCACAGGACUCUCUGUAAUGAAAGACCGGGAAUUGAACCCUUGUUUUCUCCUUAUGCGGAGGCCCUGUACAGGAUCCUGGGCUCCAGUCCCCAGGGAAGCCAUGUCCCAGGUCCUCUCGAUGAUGGGACUGGUAACCCUCCACUUUCCGUGUACCCUCAAACUCCCAGGAACCAGCCUUGGGAUUAUGGUGUUGCUGUUCCUUCUGCACAGCUUCAAGGGAACGUACUGCCAAUGAUGUCACAGGAGGAUUCCCUGUUUCCAAGAGGGGAGCACUGGAACCCCAACCAUUCAAUGUCAGCUCCAAACUUACUUCCUGACUUUGCCCCAGGAGACCCUAGCUUCCAGCAGCCAUGGCCCACCGCGGAAUAACACCCAGAUACUCAAUGAAGAUGAGUGGCCUUUCUUUGUUUAUUUUCUGAAAACCCUGGGACUGUGAAACCCUGUGGGUGUGAGCAUCUUUCUCUACCCCAUAAGGAAAAAAAUGUGGAGUUAAAUAAAGGUCCUUAUAGUGACUC
Messenger RNA from Mus pahari (shrew mouse), 1124 nucleotides. RefSeq lists its product as uncharacterized. The record is from RefSeq and is a predicted model, not a curated record. Bases 487 to 978 code for a protein of 163 amino acids. The transcript is spliced from 3 exons. Lineage: Eukaryota; Metazoa; Chordata; Mammalia; Rodentia; Muridae.